Molecule: messenger RNA, 3848 nt
Organism: Formica exsecta
Lineage: Eukaryota; Metazoa; Arthropoda; Insecta; Hymenoptera; Formicidae
Source: RefSeq, a predicted model, not a curated record
UAAAAAAAAAGUAAAUUGCCGUUAACAACGGAAAUGAUGAAAAAUCGAACAUAAUUUCGCGUUUCCUUUGAAAAUAAUAGAGUAUUGCCAUACACGCAGACACAUCGUUUUUGUGCAUGCAAUUAAAUUACGGAAGAGUUUGUCCAGCCAAAAUCACAUGGCCUAAUUUUUUUUUUUUUUUUUUAUUUUCCCUUUACUAGUGACAAUAAUUCAUUUGCAAGCACGGUCCCGCAUUUCUCUCGUUCCUGCACCGGUCUUAUAUCGUACCGCUUCAGUUGUCGCAAAUCAACGAGUCGGCCCGUGCAAUUCAAGUGAAACUCGACAUUUCUUUCCGACAUUAUGCAAAAAUUUGUCCCCGCCAGUUAAGUCAUUGUUUAGCGAAAUCUACGCCGUCGCAAUUUGCCGACAGUCAUUGUGGAGUUCUGAGACAAGAAGCUUUCGCGCGUUCUAACAUUUUAUCGCUUUAAAAACAUUUCUUACGAUUGUGACUUUUAAAUCUCAUUUGUCAAUAAUUAUUAUACUUUAAAUAAAAUAAUCAAACAAUAUAACGCAACGUGAUUUAUGACGUAAAACAAAUCGCUUAAAAUAUAAAUGACAUGUGUGAAUCUUCCAAAUAAAAUAAAGAAUAACAAUAAAAACCGCGUUGAGUGUUUAAUAAAUGCAAAAGUGAUGUGUCUUAGUUAGAUUAUUAAAAGUGACUCAACGCGUAGUCUGAUUCGAUGUGCAGUACGCGAUUCUUUUUGAUCAUCAAUUAAGUGUCUUACAGAAUGGAAUCGCGUACUCGAAUACUUAUUCUCUGUUUAUUAUAUAUCGCGCGCGCUUCUGAAGUGCUAGCAGAAGAAAUCGAGUUCAGAGCGAGAUUCCCGAGAUCGGAGGACGUCAAAGAUCUAUCGAGACUAGAUACGCUUAUACAGGAAAUUGAUGGAAUCGACAAACAAUCCGCGUAUAAAUUACGCGAUAAGAGAGCACUCGGUUUUCUGCUAUCAGGUUUGGCCCAAAUCUUCGGAUACACGGUGACUCCGAUUCAAAUCGCCUCGCUGCCAAAUCCAAUGAAUAUCACGAUACCUGCCGCAAUGUCAAACUCGUCCACGAUGGGUAACGUCAUGGGACAACAAACUGCAUCUACUCAACCGACGUCAAUGAACGCCACGGCGCCGAGGCAACAGGAAACUAUUAGAUUUACCGGCGUAUUAAACUUCGGCAAUAAUUCGGACAUUGUAGGGCAUCUUCAGCGUUACGAGCAGAUCUUUCACGGUCGUCAAAAUAAUGCGACAAAUACGAUGAUGACGAUUUCGCGACCCGUAUCGAUGCCGAUGCCUCCCGCGAAAAUUUCGAUGGAUCCCACAACGAACUCGGUGACCAGACCACCUUUGUUAGCGCCAUUUUUCGUGAGAAUUCCGUUGCCGAUCGCGCCUGAUCUUCCACCAGCCACAAUGCCCAUUGAAAAUUUCAAGUUUUCGUAUCCCGUCCCAGCAGUUUCAAUCGUGAGCGAAUCAAACAAAACCGCAGAAAUGCCGGCUCGGGAAGAACAGGAAACGAUAUACAGAAAUAAGGAGAAUACAGAACGAUAUACGGUGGAAGAAAAGGAUAUCUAUGACGAGAAAGACGUGAUGAAGCCGGUGAACCAUCAAUUAUACAUCGACGAACCGAGCUCGCAGCAACGUAUCGAGAGACUGAAGGAACAAGAGGAGCAGAGAAACUGCGAUAAGAAUACACAUCAUAAAGAGAACGAGAUAAAAGAGAAAGACAGAAACCGAAAAGAAGAAAUCGAUAAUCAAAACCGAGAACAUGCUUCUAGGUAUGAACCAAUGGAGAAAAAAAAACCAGCAUAUAACGAUGAAGAAGAUGAAGACUCUGCCGAAAGGUACGAGGAACAUAUCAGUCAAGCAAAUAAAUCUUCGAAACAGCCUCUAAGAGAGGCUGAGAGCGAGGAAGUUGAAGACGACGAUUCUAACGAGCAAUUUCACGGAUAUAAGCAACCUGAGAACUUUAACAAGUAUAUAGAAAUGGACUACAAUCAGCAAUUACCUAUCGGCGACUACUUCCACGAGGGUGACCCUGAAGUAAUCCGCGACAGCUACGGCGAGAUAUUGGACGAUAAAAAACUGGAGGACGACAGAAUCGCCGGUUAUAUCAACAUGUUCAAACAUCCGUAUGUAUAUAAUUCGCAGAGUGUUCGCAAUCCCGAAGACGCGUCUGGAGAAGAUGAAAAGGAACCAUCUACCGCAGACGGUUACGAUGAACACUUGAUUAGGCUACAGAAGCUCAGAGAAGAAUACGCCUUGCCGAAGAUGAAGUAUGAAGAAUACGACUUGAACGACGAAAGUGAAGGAAAAAGAGACGACAGGGGCAACGAAAGAAUCCAGAAUCGUACAUCGACGCGACCAAAAACAGGGCGUGUUCGUGGCAAGGAAAAUAAUCGCGCGAAAAUGCCAACUGGAUCGAGCAAGAAUAUUCUACGCGAUGACGCCGCAAAAUUCGAGAACACGAAGUCGCAGGAAGAAAGCGGUUUCGUAAAACACAUACCUCUAAUCGUGCCUAUACGCUACAUCGAUACGAACGACAAGGUGCAGCAAGCAACGACGCGACAGCUGAGUUAUGAAGAAUCGGAUAAAUUGCCGAACGUCAGAUUGCCCGCAGAUAACGUCGAUUCCAUGCAAACGCUCGCCAAUGAGAAACUGACUCCGCAGAUCGGUUUGCCCGAAAGACCGCGAAAAUUGCACGAAGGCGAGCACAAAGUAUUGCAAGUCUGGCCGCCGCCCUUCGAUUACGCCUUCGACAAUACGGCACCGACGAACACCAUUAUUUCACCGAAUUCACAGAACUAUCCUUCAAAUUAUUACCAACAUGUUGUAAAAAAUAUCGCAGCAAAUGACGCGAACAGCGACAACUCUUCGGAACAACCUUCCGGUUACCUGGUAGUCGUUGGUAACCCGUAUCAAUAUCCCUACAACUUUUAUUACUUCCCGAACGAAAAUAUAAAUCCACAAAAUCAUCCUCAUCCCAAUACCAAAAGCACAUAUCAGCAAAAUCAAAUCCACGCUCCUCAGCAAAAUCAAAUCCACGCUCCUCAGCAAAAUCAAAUCCACGCUUCUCAACAAAAUAUUAAUCAACAGUUUACUCGAGCGAACUCUAAUCUUAUCAAAGACAACCUGAAUGAGACCACGAGAGAUCACUAUCAUCAACCUCACCAAAUUCCAACCAAUGUUCUCGAUCGUUACAGAUAUAUUUUUGGCGAACAUACUCCUGAGACCAAGGAAUCGGUUAAUAUCGACACAAGAGAUCAAAUUCCUAAUAUUGAAAACUGGUCGAGCAAAAUAUAUCAAUCGCGAUCGAGAGCCGAGCAAUCUCCUCCGGUUCUCGCACAGUUGCAGAAUGUGGCAUCUUCAAAUCAAAACGUGCACAGCAGAUCUUCAAAUUCGCGUUAUUUACGACCAGUAAGAAGACAAAAAAGGUCUCAACCGGAGGACCAAAGCAAGGAUGAUAAAAAGGUGAAGAUUUUGCAACCGAUCCCGACAAGUAAACCUUUCGACGAUCCUCAGAGCGCGCACGACUUCUUCGGCUUCAACAAGGACGAUUAUAGUUUUACAGGCGAAAGCAGCGACGCAUUGAAAGUUGCCGAGGAGAAUGGCAAAAUCGCGAAAGAAUCGGACAUGCCCCUCGAUCCGGUCGUUUAUCAUCACGAUAACGAAAGUGUCGUGAAACACGCCGACGAACCGGAAAAUGACACGGAGAAAGCCAAAGUCACAGAAUACAGGAACAAAGUGGCGACCUUAAAGGUAUCGGAGCAGAGGCAAUUAAAACCGAACGGACCAAUUCAUUACGUAGAAUUUGUACGCAAUAUUUAA